UUAGUAUUUGGAGAUCUUCUUUCUUUCAUCGUGACGCUUUUUGUUGAUGUUUGUGUGAUUCAUCGCUAAAUUCGAAGUUUAUAACUUAAUCUUUACAUAAAUCAUUUUUUGGGAAGUGUUAUUUUUGUCUUCGAUCAUUUUAAUCCUAUUUCAAACAAAUAUAAAAUUUGCUCUUGUGUUUAUACAUUUGUCGUCUAAUUCUUGCAUAUUUGUACCUGAUAUUUUCUUUCUUAUCCGUAAAACUUUUUGCUAUGUCGGGGGAAUUUAAUCUCGCAACUCCUGGCAAUCUUUAUAGUGGUUCAAUAUAUUGUUUCGAUGGAGAUAUCAAGUUAAUAUUAUUUUGAUACCUUUCGAGAAAAUUCUCUGUUUAUAAUACGAAUGUGUAUCAGUCUUUUUGGACGAGAAUCAGGUAGAUGGGGGAGGGAUGGGUGGGGAAAGACAGUGAGGAUGCAUUAAUCACUUAAUUAUACUGUACAACUGUAGAACAAAUUUUCAACCAAACUGAGUAUUUUUCGCCAUUAGGUCUUGCUGGGUCUUGGAAGUUUGCAACUCUUUCUUUUCUUCACUUCUGCAAACAGUAGGGAUAUUGGUAAGUGAAUGUUUUAUUUCUUAUAACCAGUUUGUAAUCCUCUGGAAUGAGUUAUGAUCGGGUUUUAAGAAACAGGGCGUUUCAACUUAAUGACGACAGUAUCAGGCUUACUUUGGCAGCGCUAAAUGAUCAAAACUAUGCGCACGCAUCUAUUGCCAGGCACGCGUUUUAGUGGGCAAAUUCUUGUGCGUGACGCUUGUGUAUGCAAACAAACCACAGCUCACAGCUGACGUAUCUCGUGUUUGAUUAGCUUUCUCAUCUCCGAUGUAGCAACAUUCGACAAAUAAUUUCCAAUCUUCAGGGUUUUUUUAGAGCGCUUUUUUCCCAUUAGCCAAAGACUGUGUGGACCUUCUUGAAAAAGGUUUCAAACGGAAUGGCGUGUACCUCAUCAAACCCGAUAGCCAAGAACCUUUCCACGUCUUUUGCGAUCAAAACACCAAUGGAGGAGGCUGGAUUGUUUUUCAAAAACGUUUCGACGGAUCUGAGGACUUCGACAGAAACUGGUCUGAUUACAAGAAUGGAUUUGGAAACCUUACACAAGAAUUUUGGUUGGGAAAUGACAGAAUCUACCGACUGACUGAUCAACAUCACGAACUACUGGUGGAGCUCGAAGAGUAUGCUAAAUCAGUGACGCAUGCGCGUUAUAGCUAUUUUAGCAUUGGUUCUGAGGAAAAUGGGUACGAGCUUCACUUGGGUUCUUAUAGAGGGAGUGCAGGAGAUGUUCUCACAUAUCACAAAAAUGUGAAAUUCUCUACAAAAGAUGAGAAAAAUGAUGAAGGUUGCUCCCAAGAGUAUCGUAGUGGAUGGUGGUACAAGGGUUGUAAUAUGAGUAACUCCGGCGUUAACCUCAACGGCUUUAACUUAGGCAGAAGUCCAAGAAUUUCCACGGGGUCGAUGAAUUUAUUACCUAAAAAGUCUACCUCCAUGAAAAUCAGAGGAUUGACAGGUGUGAAGGAUCUCUUUUUUCUUGUAAAAGUUUUUCAUAUCGGAAAUUAUAAUCAUCUCGUUACUGGAGCAUGCUUAUUCAUUGACUCUUCAAAAUUCAUAUUUUCCAAACUGUUCUCAACUCAUCUCCCCUGGCUAGUAAGGAAAAUUGUUUGACAAUCAAUAGCUUCUUUAGUUGGUAAUCAUUUCCUUUAUACCCAUGAACUUAAUGUUUGACUCAGGGGUGAUGUUGUGAGAAGAAAUUAGGUAUUAGUCACCCUUAAGAUUUAAAGGAUUAACAGAUCUCUGAUUAAGUUUAUCUCGAUAAAUCCGAGUACGGCACUGAUCGUCUCCAUUGCUUAUUUUUAGAUACUGAAUGGGACUACUCUAUAGAUUUGAUUCAAAAAGCUAAUUUCACACACGCAGUGAUUUCAAAUAUAACUGAACUCCAUGAACUGUCAGCAUGCUGGUGGAUAAGACUGCGUGACCUCAAGGUCACGCAAAGUGUCACGGUGUUUUCGACUGGGGAUCCAUCACAAAGCAGAGUUGCGUUUUCCAUCCAAGGCCCGUCUUUGUAUAGAGUUACAGUCAAUGGCAGUGACCAGUAA
Messenger RNA from Pocillopora meandrina, 2121 nucleotides. NCBI's taxonomy places the organism in Eukaryota, Metazoa, Cnidaria, Anthozoa, Scleractinia, Pocilloporidae. The record is from the annotation of a GenBank genome assembly.